ACUUCCGAUCCUAAAUCGUCAUCUCCGCUUGCCGUGGAAACGACACGAAUCAGCAGUCACGCAGGAUGAUGGCCAUGAACGCUGGACAGGAGACCAGAGGAACAAGCGUCAAGCCUCCGUCCGGGUUUUGCUCUUUGGAUGACGUAACUGACUGCUGAUUUUGAGGGCGUUCAGCGUCGACCGUCUUUGCUGCAGUGCCGCCGCGAGCCGCGAGAUGGCGGCCGCGGGGCGUGUCCGGUAGCUGCCGUACAAGAAUCGCAGAAGAAGAAAAGGCGGAAGUCAGCCUCGCUUCCAGACGGCACGAGAACAAAAAAAAAAAAAAAAAAGGCGACGAAGUGAAACCGUCGCGAGUCGUCGGAAACCAAAACGUGAAAAUGUUGAAAGAUUUGGUGAGGGAGCGCCUAAUCGCGGCCGCCGACGAAAUCUUCGAAAUGUUUGAGCGAACGAUCGCGUCGUACGAGGAGCAACUUUGUCGCGCGAGAGACGAGAGCGAGCGACACCGACGACGACUGCGAGAUGUUUGCAGCAAUCCAAAUGUCGUCCGCGUCCGAGAAGAAGAGAGGGGCCAGGCGACCCCCGUCAAAGAGGAAGAGCAGGAGCCCGACGUCAGCUCGUUGCCGCUGACCGUCGUCGUCCUGAAGAGCGAAGACGACCGAGACGACGCGCCCGGAGGACGCCCGCCGGCGGACGGGCUCUUAGCGCCGCUGUCGGACGGCGACGACGCGGAAGCGGGCAAAGAACGCUACGGCUGCUCAGUUUGCGGCAAAAGCUUUUCUCACAAGUGCAAUUUGCCCACGCACAUGAAAACGCACACCGGAGAGAAAAGUUUUUGCUGCUCAGUUUGCGGUAAGAGCUUCUCUCAAAAGUCGCACAUGAUCUCGCACGGCAGGACGCACACGGGAGAGAAACCCUUCCGCUGCUCAGUUUGCGGUAAACGAUUCUCGCAGAAGGUGCACAUGGAAUCGCACAUGAAGACGCACACGGGAGAAAAACCGUUCGCUUGCUCCGUUUGCGGCGAUAGCUUCUCUCUCAAGUCGAUCAUGGUGUCGCACAUGCGAAUACACGCCGAAGGGAAAUCCUUCGCUUGCUCCGUGUGCGGUAAGAAAUUUCCUCAAAGGGUGCACAUGGAGUCGCACAUGAGAACGCACACGGGAGAGAAACCCUUCACUUGCUCACUCUGCAGUAAACGCUUCACCUGUAAGGGCAGUUUGAACGUGCACAUGCGCACGCACACGGGAGAGAAGCCCUUCAACUGCUCACUUUGCGGUAAAAGUUUUCCGUACAGAAACAGUUUAAAUGCGCACAUGAAUUCACACAGCGGGGAGGAGAUUUUGGCCUGCGCCGUUUGCGGCAUGACAUUCGCUCAAAAGAGAACUUUGACGGCGCACAUGCGGUCGCACGGCGGAGAGUGAACCUUCGCCUGCCGACUUGAAGCUCACCCCUUGACUGCCGGCCGUUUUCAAAGCAUUUGGACUGAUCCUUCGAGGCCCACAAAAUACGGUGUCCUGUGACGAGAUCAGCGCAGCAUCUACCCGAAGAGUAGACCGCAAACGUCUGUGUCUAGCUUUUCCCAUUCUUUAGUAACGAGCAGCAGAACAUGGCCUCGUUUCAGCCCAAAUCGCAGAUACUGACCCAAAACUGGAGCAAGCGAGCUCUUUGUGAAAAGAAACAGCAAACACAAGAGGGAUAUUUGUUGCUUUUGUGACAACUCAAACUAUCAAACAACAACAACAACAGGACCGGAAAAGGUUUUGCAUGGCAAAAUAAUCAUUUCGGUAUACAACUAAGAAACUGAGCCAGCGCAUGGCUGGAGUUGAACGUCAGCGGCAUUUUUAUUAGAAUUGUUUUAAUAUACAUGGCUGCCGCUCGCCAUUUACCGCAUGAACUUUUCUCAGCGUUGUGACGCGCAUGCUCUACUACCGAGCGCCACACACGCACUGUUUAUGCUAGGUCUCGGACUCGCCGACUAAAUCCCGAUUCACUCUUGGCAUUAGCACUAACGAAUUACCAGCGACUCACAAUCGGGUGGUUACCGCUUGUAUUCUUCUGACAUAAGACACGUCAUUGUCCAACAAAUGAAAAAUAUCAUUAGAUUAUUUGAAAAUGAUCUAUAGGUCGCUGCUUAAGUCCCGGUCACAGUUUUUUGAAGUCUUUACACCGAUCUGAUCGAUAUCGGCCGAUAAUUAGCAUUUUAUGCUAAUUCAUCAUUCGCCGAUCCGAUCAAUGACAUCAUCGAUCGGCUCGGCAAAAGAUAUUGACUCCGCGUCGCCAUCGAGCGCAGUAUAUUUGAAUCCAAAAGCUAGUUUAUUUGGAACCUUUUGACGUAGUACUGUCAAUAUGUGACGGCCAAUGAAGUUAUUAUUAUGAUUUUUUUGUGGGACAGACCACACGUGAUGCCCGGCCAGAUCAGACGACAAGACAAAUUUGCUCUUUCACGACUGCACCGUGUCAGACGACUGCAAUCGAAUCUUGUAUUCCGAUACCACCGCAUCCCGUUUUUUACGAUCGCUGGGCUUCAUCUUAUCGAGCGGAUACACUUGUUACCGUGGCGACGGUAACAAGGAUCAUCGCCUCCCACCGUGGGGGACCUGGGUUCAAGACCCCGACCGGACCGUCCGCCGACAUCCUCCUGGACUCACGGCUGUGGUGUCCUUGAGCGAGACGCCGAUACCCCGAAAUGCUCCCCGGGCGCUUCAGCUGCCCCCCUGCUCCGGUGUGUUCACUGUGAUGGGUAAAAUGCACAGAACACAUUUUGUGUGCGUGCGUGCGUCCAUGUUCAUGACAAUAAAGGUGAUUCUUCUUCUUCAAGCAGGCAACGAAACGUUAUGUAGCCUAGCAAGCUAGCGGCAUAAAUAGAGAAAAAGGAUACAUUAUUUCUUGUCAAUGGAUCCUUUUUGGAGCACUUAAGUAAAAUGUGAUAUUUUCCCCCAGAAGUCUGUGAUUGGUUGUCAGUUAAUUGGCCACUUCCUGGUUCAUGAAGGAUGACGAGCAGAUGGGAUGUGCUUAAGUGACUUUGGGGGCGCCAUUUGUACCAUUGUAACGCCAAUGGUAAAACAAUACAUGAAAUAUGUUUCUAUAUUGGUUAUUGGCUAACUAUUUGCAAUGUGAAAAUGGUUUGUUCGAAAAACAAAACUUACGGUGACCUAAGAAGACUUGUGCAGUGCAUACAGUACAGUGUGUGUGUAUGUAUGUAUAUAUGUAUAUAUAGUUUUUUAUGUUUGUGCUGAACACAUUCUAUACAUUAAAGACAAUUCUGAUCUUU
Molecule: messenger RNA, 3262 nt
Organism: Phyllopteryx taeniolatus (common seadragon)
Lineage: Eukaryota; Metazoa; Chordata; Actinopteri; Syngnathiformes; Syngnathidae
Product: gastrula zinc finger protein XlCGF8.2DB-like
Exons: 2
Coding region: 375-1412 (345 amino acids)
Biological process (GO): regulation of transcription by RNA polymerase II
Cellular component (GO): nucleus
Molecular function (GO): RNA polymerase II cis-regulatory region sequence-specific DNA binding; DNA-binding transcription activator activity, RNA polymerase II-specific
Source: RefSeq, a predicted model, not a curated record